Molecule: messenger RNA, 1509 nt
Organism: Conger conger (European conger)
Lineage: Eukaryota; Metazoa; Chordata; Actinopteri; Anguilliformes; Congridae
Gene: erfl1
Product: Ets2 repressor factor like 1
Exons: 6
Coding region: 115-1509 (464 amino acids)
Biological process (GO): regulation of transcription by RNA polymerase II; cell differentiation
Cellular component (GO): nucleus
Molecular function (GO): sequence-specific DNA binding; DNA-binding transcription factor activity, RNA polymerase II-specific
Source: RefSeq, a predicted model, not a curated record
CCCGGAUCCAGUGAGGCUAAACUCGGCGGUCCAGUCCAAUCGACCUAAGCUCGUCUUCAGCCUCAGGUUCAACACCGAGGCGAGGCGACUCCGGAGUCCAGGUGUGGUGAAGGUAUGGACUGCAACUGCGUGAGUGACCUGCUGCUCACCCCCCCUGUCCCAGCCCUCUGGACCCCAGGCAUUGCCUUCCCGGACUGGGCCUACAAGCCCGAGUCGAGCCCCGGCUCGCGGCAGAUCCAGCUGUGGCACUUCAUCCUGGAGCUUCUGCAGAAAGAGGAGUACCAUGGGGUGAUCGCCUGGCAGGGAGAUUAUGGAGAAUUUGUGAUCAAAGAUCCAGAUGAGGUGGCGAGACUAUGGGGUAUCAGAAAAUGCAAGCCUCACAUGAACUACGACAAGCUGAGCCGGGCUCUGAGGUACUACUACAACAAACGGAUUUUGCACAAAACCAAAGGCAAGCGCUUUACCUACAAGUUUAACUUCAGCAAGGUGGUCCUGGUGAACUACCCUCUCCUGGACAUGGCCAGCUCCCCGUUCCUGCUCACCCAGAAUCACUUCAACAGCAGCUCCACAGGCCCAGACUGCAGCCCUGUCACACCGGAGGCUCUGCAGUCGCUGUUCCCGCGCCUGCCGGAGACGGCGAGGGGGGGCUCCCUGUUCGAGAGGGCGGGAGGCCCCGCGGGCCCUGAGGGGGACAAACUCAGACUGGACGCCUUUCCGUUCCUGAGCUCAGGUGCCCCUUGCUACUCCAAACCCCCCUCUCUGCUGGGCCCUUACCCUCGAAACCCACCCUUCGACUACCCCUGGGGUUUCAACCCCUACCUCCCGGGGGCGUUCUCCCUCAACAACUGCCCCAAACUGCCCUCCAGCUCCCUCUACCCCUCCCACUUCUACCCCAACCCGCUCCAGACCGGCCUGUCCCAGCUGCCCCACCCCUUCUCCUCCCUGCUGCCCCCCAGCGAGGCGGGGGAGCGGGCCGGGGGCCCGGCGGGGGCGCCCAACGGCACGGCGGGGGGUCCCAGACUGUGCCUGCCGCCCUACCCCGGGGCCCUGUCGCUGAGCAGGACGGACCUGGGGAACGGCUGCGGGGGCGAGCGCGGGGAGGCCCUCGCCCCGGGCGGGGCGCUGGGCCUGGGGCUGGGGCUGGGCCUGGGCCUGGGGCUGGGGGGGGUGGGCCUGGCCGGAGCCGCGGGCAGGCAGAGCCCCUCGGAGAGGCGAGGGGCGGUGAAGCAGGACCCCGAAUCCGACUCGGAGCUGGAGAUCACCGACCUGAGCGACUGCAGCUCGGAGAACGAGGCGGAGGCCGACUUCGCCGUCUCCAAGGAGACCAGGCUGAGCGGGAGGCCCCUGCCCCCCGAGGCCAAAGCCACGGCUGCCCUCCCGCCCCUCUCCUCUCUCCCCUGCCCCGCCUCGCCCCACCCUCCUCCGUCCCUCCCCCCGUCCCUCUCUCCUGCCCUCUCUCUGCUGGACCGACACAGGGAAACAGAAGCACUCAAAUCCACUCACAGCUAA